AUGGCCGACGGCGGCGGCGAAGGAGAGCAUGUCGUUCAGAUGAUGGCUGGCGGCUCCGGACCAGGCAAGGUGGCCGCGCCGGAGAAGUGGCUGAAUCGCUUCGUCCGUGCAGUCGUGUUGAUCGAGAGAGUGGGCAACGCGCUUGGCACGCUGGCUUUCACGUGGGCCACCGUCGUCCUGCUCGGCGGCUACGCCAACAGUUUGGUGGUCAGGGCUUUGGGUCUUUUUGUUUUCAGAAGUUCAGGUUAUCCUAGCUCUGAUGUUUUCUUUAGGAUGCUUAGGUUCCUCUCCCGCUCCCGCACGCUCGCAGCUCCGUGCCUUGCUCCCCCGUCGCCGGCCUCGCUCCCCCGUCGCCGGCCUCCCUCUACCUCAUCGCCGGCGCUGGCCACCUCCUCCCUCGCCCCCGGCCCUCUCCUUCCCCGCCGCGUCGCCCCGGCCUGUGCUCGGCCGCGCCCCACCCCCUCCCCCCCCGUCGCUGUCCUGCCGCCCCGAGCGCGGCCACGGCCUGCUGUCGCCGCCUCGCGCCUCCCCGCGCCGCCCUGCGCCUUCCCGUGCUCGGCCGCGGCCGGCCACCGUCUCCCCGCGCCCUGCCGCCCCUAG
Messenger RNA from Aegilops tauschii subsp. strangulata, 600 nucleotides. Lineage: Eukaryota; Viridiplantae; Streptophyta; Magnoliopsida; Poales; Poaceae. The record is from RefSeq and is a predicted model, not a curated record.